Molecule: messenger RNA, 702 nt
Organism: Fusarium keratoplasticum
Lineage: Eukaryota; Fungi; Ascomycota; Sordariomycetes; Hypocreales; Nectriaceae
Exons: 3
Coding region: 1-702 (233 amino acids)
Source: RefSeq, a predicted model, not a curated record
AUGCGUUCUUCAGCUCUCAUCACCCUCGUCCUCGCGGCCGUCGUCUCGGCACAUAGUGUCAUUACCUACCCAGGAUGGAGAGGAAACAACUUGAUCACCAACGCAACCUUUCCCUACGGCAUGCAAUGGACGUAUCCUUGUGGCGGACACAACGUAACACAGAACCGCACGUACUGGCCCACGAGAGGAGGAGCCAUCGCCUUCCAGCCUGGAUGGUUCCGAGGCCACGAGACUGCCUUUGCCUACAUCAACAUGGGAUUCGGCGAUGACGGCCCAGACGGUGGCCCUGCCAACAUGACCCUCCCCAUGGUUCCUCAGUUCCAGAUUCUUGGUCCCACCAACAACCCGUACCCAGGAACGAUCUGCCUCCCUCAGGUGCCUCUGCCCAAGAACACGACGGUAAAGGCUGGUGACAAGGCGACCAUCCAGGUUGUCAUGCUCGCCACCCACGGCGCUGCCCUGUACUCGUGCGUCGACAUCAUCUUUGCCGAACCCGGAGACAAGAGACUCGCCGAGGUCAACCAGACCAACUGCUUCAACUCGACCGACAUUGGCUUCGCAGAGGUCUUUACCAUCACCACCAAGGCAUCCGGCAGCGACGAAUACGUCAAGGACUCGAGCGCAAACGCCCCCCAUCAAGUGAGCUGGGCCACCCUACUACCUCUUGUAGGAGCCGCCCUAUGGGCUCUCUCCCUCGCAUGA